Messenger RNA from Arachis ipaensis, 275 nucleotides. Lineage: Eukaryota; Viridiplantae; Streptophyta; Magnoliopsida; Fabales; Fabaceae. The record is from RefSeq and is a predicted model, not a curated record.
AAAUACUUAUUAAGAAUGAAAAAGAAGAAUCAGAAUUUCUUUUUCGAGCUCAAACUCAAGGACAAUCAGUCGAUUAAGCUUGCUUUUUGGACGGACGCAAGGAGCAGAGCUGCCUAUCAGUAUUUUGGAGAUGUUAUUUCAUUUGACACCACCUACAAUACAAACAGGUAUAAUCUGGUUUGUGGUUGUUUUGUCGGGGUGAAUCACCACAGUCAGUCAACACUUCUUGGAUGCGCUUUGAUGAAAAAUGAAGAUAUUGAAUAAUUCAAAUGGUU